Messenger RNA from Dalotia coriaria, 1455 nucleotides. It is a transcript of the gene PheRS-m, whose product is annotated as Phenylalanyl-tRNA synthetase, mitochondrial. Gene Ontology annotation, cellular component: mitochondrion; cytoplasm. The transcript has 2 exons. Lineage: Eukaryota; Metazoa; Arthropoda; Insecta; Coleoptera; Staphylinidae. Gene Ontology annotation, molecular function: phenylalanine-tRNA ligase activity; tRNA binding; ATP binding. The coding region runs from base 97 to 1389 and encodes 430 amino acids. The record is from RefSeq and is a predicted model, not a curated record. Gene Ontology annotation, biological process: phenylalanyl-tRNA aminoacylation.
UUUAGUGUCAAUUCUAAACUGAUACCAAACACAAACCAUUUAACCUAACAAUCAAUUUGUUUUUAAAUCUUCAAUGUCUAAAUUCUCCGCAAAAUAAUGAUUAUUUUACAUUUAACGCGUGUUGUACGCCCUCGGCGCACCUUUCUAAGAUUAUUAUCAACAAAUCCGGUACCGAAUCAAACAACAGAUCUUCAAAUUGAAGGAAAAUCUUUCCAGAAAGAUGACUACACCAACAUAACACCAAAAAUACUUAAUUUAUUAGAGAGAAAACUGCAUACACAGCCACAGCAUCCACUCUGUUUGGUAAAACAACGCAUCGUUGACUAUUUCUACAAAACUUUCAAAAACGCAAGAGGCAAUCCAACGUUUUCUGUCUAUGAUAAUCUCAGUCCCAUAGUCAGUGUUGGUCAGAACUUUGACUCACUGUUGAUCCCACAGGAUCAUCCUACAAGAGCAAAGAGUGAUUGCUAUUACAUCAAUAGAGAGUAUUUAUUGAGAGCUCACACUACCAGCCAUCAGAGUGACUUGAUUAGAAGUGGAUUAGACUCAUUUCUGGUUGCUGGAGAUGUUUAUCGAAGAGAUGAGAUUGACAGCACCCAUUAUCCAGUAUUUCAUCAGAUUGAUGCUGUGAAAUUGUAUACAAAGGAUCAGUUGUUUCCUAAGAACCAAGAGUUGGAACUAUUUGAGAAAGGUUCAAGUUGUGAAGGUGGAAAACAAGAGUGUCAUACAUUGGAGGCAAUGAAAGUCCUUGAACACAGUCUAAAAUCAUCACUUGGAGGUCUCGCCCAGAGUAUUUUCGGUCCCGAAGCAGAAAGUAGAUGGGUUGAAACACAAUUUCCAUUCACUACACCUUCCUGGGAAUUAGAAGUAAAGCACAAAGGUGAUUGGUUGGAAUUACUUGGUUGUGGCAUCAUGAAACAACAAAUCCUAACAGAAGCUGGUGUUUAUGAUCAAGUUGGGUGGGCUUUCGGUAUAGGACUCGAAAGAAUCGCGAUGAAAGUCUAUCAAAUACCUGAUAUACGACUUUUUUGGUCUACUGACAGUGGAUUUUUGAAUCAGUUCAAAGAUGCAAGUCCUCAGUCUAAUAUUAUUUACAAACCAAUCAGUCAGUUUCCUCAAUGUACAAAUGACAUCAGUUUUUGGCUGCCUGAUCAUGGUUUGUAUAAUAGUAAUGAUUUCUAUGACUUAGUCCGCUCUAUAGGAGGUGAUAUAAUUGAACAAGUAACGUUGGUUGAUAAUUUCGUACAUCCAAAAACGAAGAAUACUAGUCAUUGCUAUAGAAUUGUGUACAGACACAUGGAGAAGACUUUAACACAGGAAGAAGUUUCAGUUGUUCAUAAAGAAAUUGAGAAUACUGCAACGAAAGAGUUGAAUGUUCGAAUAAGAUAAUUGAUUUAAUGAUUCAAUGGUUGAAUUUGUUUAAUUUAUGAUUAAAAGAUUUUUUAUUUGAAAAAA